AAGGCACCAUUGAAUUCACCAGCUCCUGCCCCAGCUCCUGUUGUUCAAGAAGCUCCUAAAGUUGAUGAGAAGAAAGAAGAAGAACAAGCAUAUACUAAUAAAAUGUUGUUAGAGAUGAUGACAAAGAUAUUAGAACGUAACAGUGUAGUUAAUGAACCAAACAUGGACCCAAUUGAACGUGAGAAGGAAACUAAAGAGAAUCAAGAAUAUGUUCAAUCAAUGGAAGAGAAAAGAAUACACUUCGAUGAUGAACCAGAGCCUGAACCAGAACCUCCUAAACCUCAGCCACAAAUAAGACGAAUAAUCCCAAGAAUAAGAAGAUUGUAA
Messenger RNA from Trichomonas vaginalis G3, 327 nucleotides. RefSeq lists its product as uncharacterized. The annotation marks the transcript as partial. NCBI's taxonomy places the organism in Eukaryota, Parabasalia, Trichomonadida, Trichomonadidae. The record is from RefSeq and is a predicted model, not a curated record. The transcript has a single exon.